GCCGAGUCCCGGGCCCCAGUCCUCGGGCCGGUCCUCGGGCACAGCCGGCCGAGGGGCGGCCAGGGGCCCGCCGGGGGCAUGGACGGCGCGGCCCUCGCCCUCCAGGCGCUCUGCGUCUGGCUCACCCUGGUGCUCACCCUGGUGCUCCUGCCCUCCGUCUGCGGCCUCUCCCUGGGCAUCUCCGAGCUCUACAUCAGCAGCCUCGUCCGCCUGCUGGAGUGGGCCACGCUGCGGAUCGAGAGAGGGGUCCACAAGGCACCGAGGUCUAAAACUUCCGCUUCCGUGGGUAUCAUCCAGAGAGAUGAGUCGCCCAUGGAGAAGGACACCGAAGGGCCGAGGCGGGGGGACUUUGAGCUGUCGGACGUCUUCUAUUUCUCCAAGAAGGGAUUCGAAGCCAUCGUGGAGGACGAGGUGACCCAGCGGUUCUCCUCCGAAGAGCUGGUCUCUUGGAACCUCCUGACCCGGACCAACGUCAACUUCCAGUACAUCAGCCUCCGCCUGACGGCCGUCUGGGUCUUGGGGGUCGUGGUUCGCUACUGUUUCCUGCUGCCUCUCCGAGUUACCUUGGCCUUCAUUGGGAUCAGCUUGCUGGUUGUUGGAACAACCUUGGUAGGCCAACUGCCAGACAGCAGGGUCAAAAGCUGGCUCAGUGAACUGGUCCACCUGACCUGCUGCCGGAUCUGUGUCCGAGCUCUAUCUGGCACGAUUCGCUACCACAACAAGCAGUACCGACCGCAGAAUGGAGGCAUCUGUGUGGCCAAUCACACGUCCCCGAUCGACGUCCUCAUUCUGACGACGGACAGGUGCUACGCCAUGGUGGGCCAGGUGCACGGCGGGCUGAUGGGGCUGAUCCAGCGUGCCAUGGUCAAGGCCUGUCCCCACGUGUGGUUCGAGCGCUCGGAGAUGAAAGAUCGCCACCUGGUCAUCAAGAGGCUCAAAGAACACAUUGCGGAUAAGAAAAAACUGCCCAUCCUAAUAUUUCCUGAAGGCACCUGCAUCAACAACACGUCGGUCAUGAUGUUCAAAAAGGGAAGCUUUGAGAUCGGGGGAACCAUCCAUCCCGUUGCGAUGAAGUACGACCCAAAGUUCGGCGACGCCUUCUACAACAGCAGCAAAUACAACAUGGUGAGCUACCUGCUGCGAAUGAUGACCAGCUGGGCCAUCGUCUGCGACGUGUGGUACCUGCCACCCGAGACCAGAGAGGAGGGUGAAGACGCCGUGCAGUUUGCUAAUAGAGUCAAGUCCGCCAUCGCUAACCAAGGAGGACUGGCUGAACUUCCGUGGGAUGGAGGUCUGAAGAGAGCCAAGGUAAAAGGUUCCUUCAAGGAAGAGCAACAGAAGAACUACAGCAAGAUGAUCGUCGGAAACGGAUCCAUCGAUGCGGAAUCGGAUUUUUUGGAAGAAACUUAGGCUUCCCGGGACUAGCCCCUAGUAGAAAUAGCUCUUCCUCCUCUUGUUUGAGGCUUUUCUACUAGGUGAGUGUCUAUACCUUCAUGUGCCUGAGGUAGAACUCCCAAACAGACUUUGCAACAGGACACUACUAGUAAAUUAUGUAAUUCACAGUUGGAAAGAUUCCACCCCUCGAAUCUGAAUGCCUAAAAUAGGUUCCCUCCUCGGAGAGCAAGAGUGGAAAAGGAUGACAUUCAAGUUUCUUCAAGCAUUAAGAAUUCUUCGUUUACAACGACUUAGAAAACUUCGCUUCUAUUUUUUUUCUCGUUCUCCCUCCUGCUCUCUUCCAUAAACAGCCCUGCUCCUCAGUAGAGUUCUCAGGUGUGAUGCCACCAGUGAAUUUCCUGCUUAUUUCUCGGAGAAAAAAGAAGUGAGCCCACUACUGCUUAAGGAGGGAUAAAUUGAGAGAUUGGAAGAGAAGGUGGGGGGGGGGGGUCCUCUCUGUAUCCCUCCAACAUCCCCAAGCAGAGCACGUGAACAAAACCGAGAUUUUUGUUUUUGUUUUUCCUUGAGAUUUCUCUAGAAAAGUGUGUGGUGACCUGAAUGACUUGGUGUUUGAAACUAGAGCAGGGCGAAGAGGUAGCUUGGAGCUUUUUCUAUGUGCACGUCUCUCUCUCUCUCUCUCUCUCUCUGUACUUGACUCAGUGACCCCACCUUUUGCUGCUUGUUGGAGCCAGAAGUAGAAAAAGGAAGGAGUGAACAGUAAUCUCAUUAGGAGUAUAGAUAUGCAAAGAGUAGGAUGUGUGAAUACAUGCAUUUCAGAACUUUCUUCUCUCAGGAGAGGCAGGAAGGAAUAAAAUAUGCAAACUGAGCUUUAUCCCCGCCCCCCACCAAAAAGAGAGAAAAACCAGAAAGUUUUCUUCCCUCCUCAGCCUAAGCAGUGUGUGGAUGCAAUACCCAAUGCCGUCCACAAGUAUUAUACAUCCCUUCCAGAUAACCGUGUACAGGAAGUUCAACUGUGUUGUAUGCAAAAAUAAAUUCUAUAUUUCUAAGUGCG
This is a messenger RNA of Ornithorhynchus anatinus (platypus), 2446 nucleotides long. RefSeq names its product glycerol-3-phosphate acyltransferase 3 (gene GPAT3). Gene Ontology annotation, cellular component: endoplasmic reticulum. Gene Ontology annotation, molecular function: glycerol-3-phosphate O-acyltransferase activity. The transcript has 12 exons. Gene Ontology annotation, biological process: triglyceride biosynthetic process. Bases 79 to 1410 code for a protein of 443 amino acids. NCBI's taxonomy places the organism in Eukaryota, Metazoa, Chordata, Mammalia, Monotremata, Ornithorhynchidae. The record is from RefSeq and is a predicted model, not a curated record.